Messenger RNA from Entamoeba invadens IP1, 582 nucleotides. RefSeq lists its product as hypothetical. Gene Ontology annotation, molecular function: GTPase activity; GTP binding; GDP binding. The record is from RefSeq and is a predicted model, not a curated record. The transcript has a single exon. Gene Ontology annotation, cellular component: plasma membrane. The coding region runs from base 1 to 582 and encodes 193 amino acids. Lineage: Eukaryota; Evosea; Mastigamoebida; Endamoebidae. Gene Ontology annotation, biological process: Ras protein signal transduction.
AUGUCAACAGUUCGAAUAGUUGUAUUUGGUGGUGGUGCUGUUGGGAAGUCAGCAAUCACAAUGCAGCUGGUCUCAGGACACUUUGUCCAAAUCUAUGAUCCAACACUUGAAGACUCGUAUCAAACAAGCAUCAAUGUUGAUGGCGAAAUGGUCUCACUUGACUUGUUAGACACAGCAGGAUCAGAUGAGUACUCUGCACUUCAAUUUCAAUACAUGAAAACUGGCGAUGGAUAUGUCAUAGUUUACUCAAUCACAUCAACAACAUCGUUUUUCGAGGCAAACACAUUCAGAGAACUAUUGUACAAAGUUCUUGACAAAGACUUCAGUGAACACAUCCCAAUUGCAUUGUGUGGUAACAAAUGUGAUUUGGAGUCAAACAGACAGGUGUUUACUCAAGAUGCCAAUAAGGUUGCAGAUGAAUGGAAAACACUGUUUUAUGAGACUUCUGCAAAGAACAAUACAAACAUCACAGAAACAUUUCAGGGAUUGGUCAGAGACAUCAGAGCAAAUGUCAAAAAUAACAACACAACAUCUCAAAAGAAGAUGUCGAAAAUAAAUAAAAACAGAUGCAUCAUAUUGUAA